Molecule: messenger RNA, 2631 nt
Organism: Brettanomyces bruxellensis
Lineage: Eukaryota; Fungi; Ascomycota; Pichiomycetes; Pichiales; Pichiaceae
Exons: 1
Coding region: 1-2631 (876 amino acids)
Biological process (GO): mRNA 3'-end processing by stem-loop binding and cleavage
Cellular component (GO): mRNA cleavage and polyadenylation specificity factor complex
Molecular function (GO): RNA binding
Source: RefSeq, a predicted model, not a curated record
AUGUUUGAAGUGAUUACAUUGUCGCCCCCCAAAGAGGGUGAAAAGAAAGAUGAGAAAGAUGAGAUUUCUUCACCUGAAAACGAUAGUUAUGAUCCAAUGGAUAUGAGUAGCGAUGAAGAAUCACAUAUAGAUUUGUCCGAUGAUGAUGAUGAGGAUAAUAAUGAUCCCCUUAGUAAUACUUCGAAGGUUCAAGCCAGGCUUAUAACAUUUGACAAAACUAUGAAUAUAUUAGCAGAUCCUGGAUGGGAUGGGAAAACGGAUUUGUCGUAUUUAGCACCGAUAAUACCUAAGAUAGAUCUUAUACUACUUUCACAGACAACCGUCAAAUAUCUUGGAGCAUAUGCCUAUCUUUUGCACAAAUAUCCGAUUUUAAAGAAAAUUAAGACAUAUGCCACCUUUCCAAUUGCAAAACUUGGUAGACUAUCUACAAUUGAAUUGUACAGGUCGGUUGGACUAAUAGGACCAAUUGAAGGAUCUAUCAUGGAGAUUGAAGACAUUGAAUCAUGUUUCAACAGUAUAAACAUGCUCAAUUAUGCACAUUCAAUUAGUUUACAGGGGAAACUCGCUGGAAUCACAAUUACCGCCUAUAAUUCAGGUCAUACUUUGGGAGGAUCGGUUUGGCUAUUAAACAAACAGGCUGAAAAAGUUGUUUAUGCACCAGUCUGGAAUCAUUCAAAGGAUCUUUUUUUGCGUCCAUGCAAGCUAUUGGGCCAAUCAUCACUUGCAAGACCAACUACGUUUCUCAGUGGUUCGGAUCUUGGAUCUUCUGUUUCACACAGAAAAAGAAUGGAUAGUUUUUUGCAGCUUGUUGAAUUAACUUUGUAUAACGGUACGUCAAUUCUUCUUCCAACCUCCCUAUCUGGGCGUUUCUUUGAGAUAUUACCGUAUUUGGAUCAGAUGGUGCCUCGAGAAGUUCCAUUUUACUUGGUGGCUUAUACAGGCAUUCAAUCACUUAAGUCAUCAGCCAGUAUGCUUGAGUGGAUGUCUCCAGAUGUUACAAAGGGUUGGGAUAAUGAAAACCAGACACCAUUUGACUCUACCAGAAUUGAGCUUUGCACUGUAGAAGAUUUAUCAAAGCACACAGGGCCAAAAGUUGUCUUUGUCGAGAGUUUGGGUUUCGAUGAAGGGUCUUUGGCCAGAUCCGUGUUUGUUGAAUUGUGCUCAAAGCAGAACACAGCUCUCUUUCUAACAGAGAGGCCACCAGAUGGAACCGUUUUGUAUGAUAUUUACAACACAUGGGAAGAAACAGUGCGGGAAGACAGUAACUUGAAGGAUGGAUCGUUAAUUAUCUUCCAGAAACAACUAACAUUAAGCAUGACAAAGGAGACAUCUCUAAGGGGCCAGGAAUUAAAGGCGUAUUUAUCACAAGUGGACCAAAGAAGAGAAAAAAGGCAGAAGGAAGAAUUGGAGGAGCAAAAAAACAGCCAUUUGCUUAAUGAUAAUAUUGGAAAUGGGGAAGAUGAAGAAAACAGUAGUGAUUCUGAGGAGGAUGAGAAAGAAGAAUCCUCGGAAAGUGAGCAGGAGGAAGAAAGUUCUGAUGAAAGCAAUAUUGAUAAUUCAAAGAAGGACUUAAAUGGCAAAAAUGGCAAGUCAAAGAACGGGGCUACAACUGGAGAAAAGGAUGGAGAUGGCCAAGCAACGAUAUCUUCAUUGAUAUCAAAACUUCAGCGGAGGGAUGAAAAUAAACAGAUCAAGGUGAGCGAGCUAUUGAAGCUCCCUAUGGAUUUUGAUGUCAGGAAUGUGAAAUCCAACAAGAAUAGUAUGUUUCCAUUCAUUGUGGACAGAGUCAAUGUUGAUGAUUACGGAAUUGAGAUAGAUCACGAUGAUUUUAAAAGAGAUGAGGAGAAGUUUACCAUGAAGCGAGGCUUUGAUGAGAUGUCCAAUGAGAAAGAUGGCUGGUUUGGAGGAGCUGCAGGAUCUGAUAAAACCGAGGCAUGGAAUAAAAGGAGAAAGAUAGAUCCACUGAACACGUUUGAGAAUCAAAAGCCGGAAGUAAUUACGGUCUACAACUCGGAUUCCAAGAAAGAUCCGGCUUCUCGGACAAUGCACAGCAUAAAGGUUGAUGUGAGAUGUGGCUUGACAUUCAUUGAUUUGUCAGGCUCGACGGAUCUGCGGUCUUGGAAAUUUAAUGCCAAUGGAUUGAAGCCAAGAAAAGUUGUUGUAAUGCCAAAUGUCACGUACUCGAAGUACUUGGGCGGCUCUUUGGAAAUUAUGAAAGCAAUUCUGAAACAGCAACACAGCAGGUUCGGCAUGUUUGGAAAGGAAAAUGCAGACAAGCAGAAGAGCUUGAAUAGUAUACAUAGUCAGUCGGCAAGUGGGGUUUUGGGAAUUGAUUACAUACGUGAGAGACUCAAUAGAAAAGUUGACUUGGGUAAUGUCAUAUCAUCAUAUAUGCUUCGUAUAGAUGAAAGUUUAGAUACAGAGCUUGCAUGGCAAGUCAUUACUGGUGGUUACUCGAUUGCUCAUGUUAAUGGAGAGGUGAGGAAGAUAAUCGAUACCGAAAAUGGUAACAAGGAUCUCUUCAAGCUCGUUCCUUCCAAUAAAAGCAUCAGAUCUUCUGAUAAUAAGAUCAGUAUCGGUGAUAUCAAAUUAAACGAGCUCAGAAGAGACUUGGUGCCACCAAUCACAUAG